Thelazia callipaeda (thelaziosis nematode) is the source of this 1134-nucleotide messenger RNA. NCBI's taxonomy places the organism in Eukaryota, Metazoa, Nematoda, Chromadorea, Rhabditida, Thelaziidae. The record is from the annotation of a GenBank genome assembly.
AUGCAACAUUUUAGGAAGGGUAAACCACCCAUAAGUUCCUUGGAAGAAAACCUUUGUACUCAUUACAACUUGAUCGGUUCUUGUUUCAUUGAUCAAAAUUACCGAGUGGUCUUACCCAGUACUAUUGGUAUUACUGAAAUUAAGAAAACUCUAAUGCGUCAGAAACUAAAACCAAAAUUAUUAAUCACUUUAGCUCCUGAUAAUGUUCGCAUGUCAUAUCUCGUAAUUAAAAUACCGUACUGUCGAGAAGAGGAAUAUCGAUGGCAAAGUAUAGCCAUGACUUCAGUUAAAAACGAAACUUUACGAGCAAAGUUAAUAGAAGACGUGCAGAGGUAUUUGCUAAUCAAUGAAGUGGACGGUUUCGAUAUUGACUGGGAGUUCCCAGUGUGGAGUUGGAAUGCGCAACCAACAGAUCGAAAAGGGCUAUCAGAUCUUGUCAGAGAACUUCGACAAAGUUUUGAUGAAGCUAAAUCUGAUUUAUUGCUAACUGCAGCAGUAGGCGCUCAAUAUGCAAUUGUCGAUAAGGCUUAUGAUGUCGAAGUUUUAAAUAAGUAUUUAGAUUAUGUUCAAAUUAUGAAUUACGACUACCAUAUGUACUCCAAAGUACAACCUGUUACAGGUUUCAAUGCGCCACUUUUUCCAAAGCUAUUUGAAUUUGGCAUACUAGGCAAAAUGAAUUCGGAUUAUUCAACUCGAUAUUGGCUUAAAAAAGGUCUUUGGACAAACAAAACUGUAUUUGGCAUGCCGACUUAUGGACGUGGAUAUACACUUCUCAGCAAAUAUCUUCAUUUUCUCUAUGCUCCAGCAGUGGGUGAUGCAACAAUUGGCGCCACAUAUUCAUAUGUCUGUAAUUUAACAAAAACGAAAGAAUACAACUAUGUAUUUGAUACUAAUACGAGAUCGGCGUAUAUCUAUGGUGGUGAUCGACAAUGGCUCGGUUUAGAAGAUCCGAUAACGAUGUUUUCUAAAGCAAAAUAUAUCAGAAUGCUUAAUUUAGCGGGUAUGAUGAUAUAUGAUCUAUCAUCAGAUGAUUACAAGGGUGAUUGUAAACGAGGAUCAUAUCCAUUGAUAAAAGCAGCGAAAAUUGCAUUAAUCGAGAAAAAAGUUAAAACCAAAAGUAAAAAACGUAAUUAG